This is a messenger RNA of Hypoxylon trugodes, 928 nucleotides long. RefSeq names its product Pre-mRNA-splicing factor SPF27. Gene Ontology annotation, biological process: mRNA processing. The coding region runs from base 117 to 731 and encodes 204 amino acids. The record is from RefSeq and is a predicted model, not a curated record. Lineage: Eukaryota; Fungi; Ascomycota; Sordariomycetes; Xylariales; Hypoxylaceae. The transcript has 2 exons. Gene Ontology annotation, cellular component: precatalytic spliceosome; Prp19 complex; catalytic step 2 spliceosome.
GUCGCAAACCAUCAUCAAUUCCAUCCACGAUAUUCAAUCAGCAACGAACUACACAAUUAGUUGCUACUCGACACUUCGCCAACCUAUUAGAAGCUGAAGAAUUCAAAGAAGCCAAUAUGUCGUCCAUACGCACCACGGUGCACGAGUCGCUGCCAUACGUCGACGCCGAACCAACCCCCACCGAGCGCGCCGCAGCAGAAUCCCUAAUCGCCGCCGAACAAACCACCUCCCCUCCCCCACCAUCCCUCCCCUCCCUCCCAGAGCCAAACUUCAGCCCCCUAAUAACCAGCGAACUGUCACGCAUCGCCGCCAAACAACCACUAACCGGCAUCGACCUAUCCCGCUACGAAGCCCCAGACGCCAGCACCCUCUCCUCCUCCUCCUCCCCCUCCACCCUCCAAAACGAUCUCUCCCGCGCCUACGCAGCCUCAACCUACCUCUCCUCCCGGCACACAAACCUGCAACUCCUAGACCAAUACGGCAAAAACGCCUGGUUAAUCGGAAACUGGCACCUGGAAUCCGAGCUACGCUCCCUCGAGCGCGAGCUCGAAGACACAAAAAAAGAAAUCGACGUAGUAAACAUCCAACGCCGACGCGUACAAGAUGAAGUCGGCGGGGAGUUAAAAGGUUUAGAUGAGGCUUGGAGGAAGGGUGUAGGUCGCGUAUUAGAGACUGAGGUUGCUACGGAGGGGCUACGGCAGGAGGUUCUUGAGAGGCAGAGGGGGGGUUAGAGGAUUAAAUUCGUCAUGGAAAUUGAUAUAGGGAGGCAAGGCAAGAAGGGUGAUUGUGUACGAUUAAGGGGUCUUAUUUCACUACAUGGCCGGAGAAUGAUACCAAAUCGAUGAUUAUAAAAAAGGGCAGCGCAAUAUAAGCAAUACAAACAACCAUAAAAAGGAAUUGAAUUGCAAGGUUCUAUAACGAAAAAGCA